AUGCAAGACGAGCCCCUAGACGUCGCCAUCGUCGGCGGCGGCAUCGCCGGCCUGACGCUAGCCCGGGGUCUGCUCACCCGUAACGUCACCGUCCGAGUCUACGAGCGCGCACACAGUCUCCGUGAGAUCGGCGCGGGCAUCGGCUUCACGCCAAACGCUGAGCGGGCGAUGAAGGCCGUCGAUCCGCUCAUCCACGCCGCGUUCAAAAAGGUCGCAACCCGUAACACGUCGGACUGGUUCCAAUGGGUAGAUGGAUACCACGAGGCAGGGGGCGAUCCUCGCCAGACCGAGGAAAAGUUGCUCUUCAAGCUGUAUCUUGGCGAGAGGGGGUUUGAAGGCUGUGCUCGCGCUGACUUUCUCGAUGAACUGGUCAAAUCGAUCCCCGCUGCUACGGUCGAGUUUCAGAAGUCGCUGGAUAAAAUUGUCGACUGGGGUGACGGGGAAAAGUUGCUUCUGACAUUCCACGAUGGGACGGAGGCGCAGGCGGAUGCAGUGAUCGGCUGCGAUGGCAUCCGCUCUCGAGUCCGCCAGCUGGUACUGGGCGAAGAAAAUCCAGCCUCAUAUCCUCAUUACAGCCAUAAAUACGCCGCCCGCGGCCUGAUUCCUAUGGACAAAGCCAAAGCGGCGCUGGGAGACUACAAGUCCUCGACGCGAUUCAUGCAUCUCGGUCCGGACGCCCACGCUCUGACGUUUCCCGUGGCGAUGGGCUCUCUUCUAAACGUUGUCGCCUUUGUCAGUGAUCCAGAAGAGUGGCCCUAUUCGGACAGGAUGACUGCCAGCGCAACCAAAACGGAAGUCGCCGCGGCGUUUAACACAUUUGGGCCUACGGUCCGGACGAUCAUCGACCUUCUUCCCGAUCAGAUCGACAAGUGGGCCGUCUUCGAUACCUACGAUCAUCCUGUGACGACAUUUGCGUACGACCGAAUAUGCCUCUCGGGCGACGCCGCGCACGCUGCGGCGCCACAUCAUGGCGCUGGCGCGGGCUUCUGCAUUGAGGACGCUGCCGUUUUAUGUAGUUUGAUGGUGACUGCCUCGUCGACGAUUCGCGAGUCGAGAAGCAGCAAGGCCGAGAUUAUCCGUGCUGCCUUCGCCACCUACGAUGCCGUUCGCCGUGAGCGCGCACAGUGGCUCGUGGACAGCAGCCGCCGCAUCGGGGAGCUGUAUGAAUGGCAGGAUCCGCAGGCUGGCCGCGAUACCGACAAGUGUCGCCAUGAGGCCGAUUGGCGCGCGCAUACCAUCUGGGAUUAUGACAUCGACGCGAUGUUAAAUGGGACGAGCGAGGAGUAUUCGCGGAGACUGAAGGCGUUGGUCAAGAAUUGA
Molecule: messenger RNA, 1320 nt
Organism: Letharia lupina
Lineage: Eukaryota; Fungi; Ascomycota; Lecanoromycetes; Lecanorales; Parmeliaceae
Exons: 2
Coding region: 1-1320 (439 amino acids)
Biological process (GO): secondary metabolite biosynthetic process
Molecular function (GO): FAD binding
Source: RefSeq, a predicted model, not a curated record